AGUCAUAUACACCUAGGAUGGCUUGAGGGUGAGUAAAGCUUAGGCUAAUUUUCAUUUGAAAGUGAACUAAUCCUUUAAAAUAUAUUGUACAUUCCACAGUGUAAAUUGAUUAAUAAGCAUUGUAUAUGCCAAGUUCAAAUUCAGAAGGGCUCGUUCAGUUCAUGCAUUUAUAGAUCAGUGUUGUCUGUGCUAUUUGAGUUCCUCUCUGUGCUCAAAUGCCUGAAGGUAGACUUUCUACCUCAGCACACUGCCUUUGUGCACUUGUUGCACACAGCGAACACCUUACAGCUCAUUUCACUGGUGGUGGUCAGAGGUGGGCUGUUCAUUCAAAAACAAAAGCACACUGAUUCUGAGUGAAAAUGAUUCAUUCUUUAGAUCACCCAAGGGAUGAUUAGACCUGAAUCAGAGCUUAUGUCUGUAGUGAAGAUUUACACCUGUUAUUAUCAUCCAUCUCAGGUGAUCCGACAGAUUGCCUUUGAUUUUGUGAUUACAUCACAUAUACAUUAGGCUCUUAUUGCAUGUUGUCAAAAUGCAAAAAAUCUAAAAGAAAUUGUCUCACUGUCAAUCCCAAAUAUAGGCUACAUUUUAGAUGGUUUUGUUGUAGAUUUAUUUAGCAGACACAAUUCUCUAAAAUGAAUUAUCUGUGUCCUUGCCUAUAGAUGAUGCCAGACAUGUCCAUGAAUCUAAUGCAAAUAUGUUUGGGUUUCCUACAUGUUUUAAUCACUAUUGUCCAGGUGCAUUAGUGUUUACACUACAAAUGCAAUGUGGUCACAUACAUUUCUAACUACCUUAAAUGUGGUUGCAGUGAUCAGAUCAAACACAUUUUGGACACACAUUUUUGGACACACCAGAGAUGGCUGUUCAUACCAGGGGACUGUUGGAGGUGGUCAGGCAAAUUGCCACCAUCAGAAAACACCCUCUUUAAUCCAAGGAAGUGAAGCAUGGCAUAGACACAUUAACAAUUAUGGAUUCCCCACCAGAGUGUAUGCUGGCUCUUUCCUGUGAGCCCCCACUGUCUCCUCCCUCCAUGCCAUCCCUGGACCACAGUCCCCAAUUCCUAUCCCAGAGUCCUCAAUCUACCCCUUCUAGCCCGCAAACUGAACUCUAUGCACCGGUCUCACCCUGCCCCCUUCCUGAAGCCAGCUUCCAAGAUGAGGAGGAGGAUGAGGAGUUGUUAACACCCUCAUCACCCACCCCAGCUGUGGCACUGUUUCCUGGUGAAUUGGAACUCGGCAGUCCCUCAUCAGAGAGCAGCCCCCCAGCCACAACAUUAGCACCUUUUCCUGGUUUUGGAGCUCUGGAGCAGGCAAUCUCUUCUGGUCAAAGUACCACCUACAAUGAUGAGUUGGAUCUUCAGCUUUUCAACAAUGAGGGCAUGGCUGUCCCUGGAGGGAUCAGCUCUGGGCCUGGCCUAAGGUUCCCCUGCCAUGUGUGUGGAAAGAGGUUCCGCUUCCAGAGUAUUCUGUCUCUGCAUGCUCGAGCACACAGUUUGGACAGGGAACGUCGGGCUUCUGCUCCCUACCGGACCACACAUGUCAAACUGCAGCAGAAUCACACAAGCAACAGUGUAAUCCAGAAUCCAUUAUCUGGGUCAUUACAAAAAAGUAUGAAUGAAGACAUGGUUCCAGAGGAACCUCUUCAAACUGCCAACAGCCCUCAGUUCCUCUUUGAAGGAACCACAGCCCUGACUCCACCUUUAACAGAGGAAGCACCCAUCUCAACCUCCUUCUCUCCACUUGGCCAGGCCCACUUGGAAGACAAUGCCCCCCCUACAGCUGCUCCUGCCUUCCGGUGUCAUGCUUGUAAGGGUAAGUUCCGAACAGCUUCAGAGCUGGCACGUCAUGUGCGGAUCCUCCACAACCCCUACAAAUGUACAAUGUGUCCCUUCUCAGCCAGCCAGGAGGAAAGACUGGCUGCCCAUUUGCAGGAGAGCCACACACCUGAGGAUCCUGCUGCUGAAACGGUUUUCCCUUCUCACCCUAUAACAGCACCACCAGAAACUCCUCCCCCACAAAUGUCUGUUGUUCCAGCUUUCCGAUGUGAGACAUGCGGGCAGCGUUUUACACAGUCCUGGUUUUUGAAGGGGCACAUGCGGAAGCACAAGGACUCAUUGGAUCACAAGUGCCAGGUGUGUGGCCGUGGCUUCAAGGAACCCUGGUUUCUUAAGAACCAUAUGAAGGUGCAUCUUAACAAGCUGGGCCUCAAGACUGGAUUGGGAAAUCUGGGUCCAGCUGGAACUGAUCAAUCCAAAGGUCCUGCAAGCACACAAGUGCUGGGGGCUCUGUAUUCUAACUUGCUCCUUGCUCGCAGUAUGGCCGGGGGUGGUGGAUCAGGAAAUCGCACAGAGAGGUCAGAUGCCAGUGCAGGCUCAAGCAAAUCCUCUAUAUUGGGCUAUCUUGGAUUACCCAAAGACAACAGCAAUGGAAGUUGCAUGGAGCGCCUUCAGGCAGUGGCACAGGUUGCAGAAAUGGGUAACGGAGGAGGAGGGCGGGGAAGUGAGUCAGCAGACGGAGCAGACCAGGCAGCCAUGUGGCAGCUGGUUGCUCGUAGUCUGGUGGCAGCACAGCACAACCAACAGCAGCAGAGAUCCCAUUCACACCAUCAGUUUCCUUCCUCACGAGGCACCGUCGCUGGGGAAGCCAAGCAGAUGAGGGCCUACCUGGGUGGGUUGGGUUCUAGAGAGGAACUGGAGGGAUCUAGCGCACCAUGGGAGUGUCCAGAUUGUGGCAAGAUGUUCAGAAGCCUUCAGCAGGUGGUUGCCCAUGCCCGUGUCCAUGUCCAGAAACCACAGAAAGGUGGACAAAGUGCCCAAGGGGGCAUGUCCAGGGAAGAGAACAUAAUAAACAGAGUCAGUGGAGCUCAAGCAACAGGUGGAGUAGAAGGAGGGCAAAGAACAAGUGACAAUGAAGUUAGACAGGAGAGAAAGCAACUCCCAUCAGGAGUCGGGUCAGCUGGAAGCUUCCAUUCUGUCAUAUCACAUCUUUCUGGUCAGAAUGGUUUGAGGGGAUCAUCCUCUUCCACUUCAUCUCCAAGGGAGCGUGUUCGGGGAACAGGGAUGAAGGAUUGCCCCUACUGUGGUAAAGCCUUCCGAUCUUCCCAUCACCUUAAAGUGCACCUUCGUGUACACACAGGUGAGAGACCAUACAAAUGCCCCCACUGUGAUUAUGCUGGCACCCAGUCUGGCUCUCUCAAGUACCACCUUCAACGUCAUCAUCGUGAGCAAAGGAAUGCUAUGGCAACUUCCCCCAAUUCCCCAUCACCUAGCCUCCCCUCUCUGACUGGAUCUCCUCGUGAAGGGGCAAAAAAGCGCAGAAUCCCCUCCCAGUCUUCUUUUGGGAGGGUUCCUGGAGAGGCUUCUUCUUUAAGGCACAGUCAAUCAUGGGGUGCGGGCCCAUCAGAACAGAAGGAGGGAUCUUCUGCAUCUAUACAUCAAAGAGAGGGAGACCUGGAGAGUCACUAUCGCAGUCUGUCAGGGAUGAUGGGUACACUCUUCCCCGGUGGUCUAGAAACAAAUUGGAUUGGGGAGGUACCACCUUCGAAAAUGCCAAAAGUGUCUAGACGUAAACCCCUUACUACAAGCCGCAUGGUUUCAGUAAAUGGCUAUCAGGGCGGGACGACAUCCCAGGAAGGAGGCUUUGAACCACUGGACCUCUCCCGCCGCCCUUUACAAGAUGAAGGGGGAGUGAGUAGUUCUGGAGGUGAACCAUUAGGUGGCUCUAAAGGAGGGAAUGACAUCCUCAAUCAAUGCGUGUUCUGUCCCUUCCGAACCUCUUCUGCUGAGCUGAUGGCCAUGCACCUUCAGGUUAAUCACACCAGCAAGUCUCGUCGCAAGAGGGGCGUCCCCAUCAGUUCCACCAAUCAUUCUCCAAGACUAACUUUGGCCGAGCCAGACCGUGAUCCCCUGGCUCUGUGGAAGUUCUUUGGUGUAGAGGAUGGAGUAACAUCUCCUGAGGACUGGGUCUCAUCCAAGUCAAAAGCUGAGAAUGGAGUCAGCCCAGACAACAGGGAAACAGAGGACAGCUUUGAAUUGGUCCCUGGACCUGCAGGAAGCUUUGGUGCCACAGAAAAGAAACGUAAAAUGAGAGAGGACCUGGAUGAGGAAGACGAGGUGGUCAAUGAGGAAGAGAAUGAGCUGGAAGCAAAUGGCAGCUUUGUAAAUGUACCCCAGAAUCAGAGUAGAAGGGCUCAGUCUGAUUCAUCAGACCUCAAGGCUGAGGAUCUACCCAAGGAGGAGGAAAGUGUCUUGGGGAAAUAACAUCUAAAGAGAUCCCUGGAGAAAAGAUAGGGGCAGGGGAGAAAUAUUUGGGAAAGAGAUGUCCAGGGUCCCUCGUACCCUUCAAACCAAGGGCAGACCAUUCGCUAUGCUAACAUACUCUACAGUAUGUAAUCUGUUAACAGAUAACCUGCAAAAGUAUUUAAAUCAAGCAUUUCUUAAUAUAUCUUCCUAGCCCCCCUUGGUUAGUGAUAAAUUACCUCUACACACACACAAAGACUCUCAAUCACACAGAGAUAUCCAGUAUUGUAUGCUAGUCUAAGCCUGCCUGUCUCGGGGCCUUCUUGAACACUGUUCUCUUGUUCCUGUCUUCUUGUCAGUGAACACAAUUGCCAAGUUGCAUUUCAUUUACAAUUUCCUUGCUCCUAUGAAUCUUGCUCUCAUCUUAACAAGGACUUGGAAUGUCAAUCUGGAGAGCCGAAAAAGCAAAAAAGAAACACUGUUCUUAAUCACUACAAUAUACAGUAUUAAUGCUGAGAGAGAUGCUAACCGAAUACUGAACGGAUAUCCUACUUCCACAUGAACUUAAUCUGACAGCGCAUCUUCAGUAAACCAAAGGAGUGAGCACACUUCUUACCAUGCACCUGCCAGACUCUGAACAGAAUGCUGUGAUAACUGAAUGGUACUUGUGAAUCACCUCUAACAGAACAGGACAGAGUAAAGAUUAUAUUACCAGAUAUCCACACUGCCAGUCUGCUCCGACGGGUCUUCUUCAGAUAUUAUAUGAAAAAGAGAUUCUGCCUCUUCUAUAUGCUAUUUCUCUCAGUGCCUGUUGAUGUAAAAGGUUUUAAGCAGAUCCAGCAACACAGGAAUAUAGUUACAGUGAAUAUAUACAGUAUAUAUGCGUAGUUGUGCUAGAGCAUAGAGUUCUGUGACAAUAUGGUGGCAGUUUGUGAGAUUAUGUCUGCUUUGAAUGAAACUAUGAAUGAACCCAGAUCACCACAUAUGGGAACAGCCGGCCAUUUGACUAGGGCCCUAUGGAAGUGUUUACAUUACAGAUACCACCAGGAUUUCUGGGUGGAAUCCGGACCACCGUUACUAUUGAAAGUUCAAAUUUCAGGGUUUGAAACAAAUCACAAUCUAGUAAAUGGAGACUCAGCAAUAUAUCUUUCAUAUUCCUGAAUUGUCUCUGAUUCUCAAACCAUCCAGGAGAGGGUGGAAAGUGGGUCUCUACUAAAACAUUCAGUAUGCCGUUUUUUUUUUUAGAUGUGAGUAGACAUUUUUUUUUUUAAAUAUCAAAAAUGAAAAAAAAACAAAAAAAAACAACAACACAGACACACACUAACAAAUUCAGACAUCCCAGUAGAACAUAUGUAGCUUUUGUAAAAAUAAGAGAUCAAAAAGAGGAAAAAAAAUGUUGUUUUCCUUUAAAGAAGUGUUAAUGGAAACGGAAAUGGAGAAUAGUAAUAAGUAUUAUAUAAUAUAAUAAUUAUGAAAGAAGACUGCUUCAGAAUGUCUUUAGAGCACUGUGCAAAGUCCCCCCUCGCUUUAGUUUUGCCUUUAAAUGCAGAUCAAACUUUUGAUCUUUUUCCCAAAACCCCCCUUUUUUUUAUAAUGCUGCAGAUUCAAUUCAUGUCCCCUUAAACAAUGUGUUUAUAUAUUCAUCAAUCAACAAAUCAAUCAUUCGGACACACAAUCAAUGUUAAAGCUUGCCUGAUGAUCUUGAAAAUUCAGCGAUUGAUAAUAUAUUUAUUAGUUGAUGCUGAGAUCAUGUCCAAGACAUGUCUCAGUAUCAGCAUUGUCAGUCUGACUGAUCUGCUUGCCAAAUUUGAUUUAAUGUAAUUGUGUUGCAUUUUUGAUGUGGAAUUAGCACAUCAUACAAAUGAUGAUCUACUUUCCUCAUCCAGCUCUGUGAAAUAAUUUCCAUCAGGUCAUCUCAUUGUUAUUGUUAGACACUAAGUAGGCGGUACUUUUGUCCAGUGAUUGACAGAGGCUGGCCUUAAAACGUCAUUAUCGUGUCCUUGUUUUGUGUGUAGAUUAUCUUAUGCGUUUGAUAGCCCCUGAUGUGGUGUUCCUUUGAGAUAACAGUCAAGCCACUGUGCCUUCUGUCCAGAGCACUUCCUCAAGUAUUUUGUAAGCUCACCAAAAGCACUUAGCCCCUACUGUUUCACUUUGUAUUCUUUGGUAAACUGUGUUCUGUACUUCUCCAUAUCUGAUCCUCUGUUUUGUUGAGAUGUCAGAUGUGGGGGUCAUUUCAAUUUCAUAAUAAUGAGUGUCAUUUUGUCAUUCAUGCUUGCUGUUGCAUCUCCUGCUUCCCUCCUUUCCCAUUAGCGUAUGCACCACUGAAAGCUUACGUACUAUCUAGCUCCGUGGCCUUUUAAGAAGUUACUUUAAUUUCUAUGAUGUUACUUUGAUGCCGAUGAGAUAAAAUCAAGCUCUUCUGCUCAUAAUUAUUAUCAUUGUUCUUUUUGUUUUAUGGAAGAAAAAAAAACUAAGCAAACAAACAAAAAAACGUGAACAAAAAGUGUCUCUUGAAUGUUGUACAGAUAGAAAUAGAGAUGUUGUGUUUCUAACGAGAGAUCAAACCAUCAAACCUGCUCUCCAUCGCUCCCUGCGCAGCCAGCGAUGGUGUGGCUCUUAGGAUGGCCUAACUGUGUACAGGGAUCAGGGCAAUAGUUUUGUUUUGUGUGUUUAUGUGUGUGUGUGACCAUGUGCAUUGAUGUCUUAAAAAUUAAUAUUUUGUGAAGAUAUACUGACACUGUGAAAUAAGCAUAAAAGUAUUCCCAAACAGUGAUGUGCUGCUCAAAAAUUCACUAAGUUCGACAUGCACUUUUUUUUUUGUUGUUCCACCAGAAGUGUGUGAAUUCAUAAAUAUUAUCCAGUAAAAGAGGAGAGGUGGAGAGAAGGUCUGGGUUUGAUCUUUUUUUUAGUAGCUGACUGCUGUUGGUGGCAGAGGAAUCUGAUCUAACAUAGUAGUGACUAAUAUGAAAUUGUGGAUUGAGAAAAAAAAGAAAAAAAAAAAACAGUAGAGAAGAAUCAAUAAAAUACAAAAAAAACAUGUUUCGUUUGCCAUAUGGUGUUUCACAUUACAUUUCCUGCUAUUUUGAAUUAUUUGGUGCAUUUUAAUAAAGCAUGUACUUGGGGUAAAUGGUCAUCACCUUGAUAUAAAAAUAAAAUUAUACUCAUUAAUUUUA
This is a messenger RNA of Megalobrama amblycephala (Wuchang bream), 7407 nucleotides long. It is a transcript of the gene znf219, whose product is annotated as zinc finger protein 219. The record is from RefSeq and is a predicted model, not a curated record. The transcript has 5 exons. Gene Ontology annotation, cellular component: nucleus. Lineage: Eukaryota; Metazoa; Chordata; Actinopteri; Cypriniformes; Xenocyprididae. Gene Ontology annotation, molecular function: DNA-binding transcription factor activity, RNA polymerase II-specific; RNA polymerase II cis-regulatory region sequence-specific DNA binding. Gene Ontology annotation, biological process: regulation of DNA-templated transcription. The coding region runs from base 965 to 4255 and encodes 1096 amino acids.